Molecule: messenger RNA, 2352 nt
Organism: Gracilinanus agilis (Agile Gracile Mouse Opossum)
Lineage: Eukaryota; Metazoa; Chordata; Mammalia; Didelphimorphia; Didelphidae
Gene: FKBP5
Product: FKBP prolyl isomerase 5
Exons: 14
Coding region: 216-1610 (464 amino acids)
Molecular function (GO): peptidyl-prolyl cis-trans isomerase activity; protein binding
Source: RefSeq, a predicted model, not a curated record
GGCGGCGCACCGGCGCGCGGGCUAGCGGUUGGGCACGGCGGCGAGCGGGCGAGCGGGCGAGCGAGAAAGUAGCGCUGCGGCAGGAAUUUGUCUCAUCUUGAUGACCAAUGUCCAGGGCUGCUGUCUGUUCAGACCGAGGCUGGGGGAAGGAUCUUAACAGAUCAAAACUCCAAGAAGUAUCGUGUGCUCGAAGUGUAUUCUUCUUAUAAUAGACAAUGACUACCGAUGAGGCCACCAAGAAUGAUGGAGAAAACCCAACAGUUGCUCUUUCUGAACGAGGAGAGGACAUUACUCCCAAAAAAGACCGAGGUGUACUAAAGAUUGUCAAAAGAGUGGGGAAUAAUGAGGAAACACCGAUGAUUGGAGACAAAGUUCAUGUCCAUUAUAAAGGAAAAUUGUCCAGUGGAAAAAAGUUUGAUUCCAGUCAUGAUAGAAACGAACCAUUUGUCUUCAGUCUUGGCAAAGGCCAGGUUAUCAAGGCAUGGGACAUUGGAGUUGCCACCAUGAAGAAGGGAGAGAUCUGCCACUUACUGUGUAAACCAGAAUAUGCAUAUGGCUCUGCUGGCAGCGUCCCCAAAAUUCCCUCGAAUGCAACCCUCUUUUUCGAGAUUGAACUACUUGAUUUUAAAGGAGAAGAUUUAUUUGAAGAUGGAGGCAUCAUCCGAAGAAUUAAGCAGAAAGGAGAAGGCUACUCAAACCCAAAUGAAGGUGCAACAGUAGAAAUCCAUCUGGAAGGCUCUUGUGGUAGUAGGACAUUUGAUUGCAGAGAUGUAGUAUUUGUUGUUGGAGAAGGGGAAGACCAUGACAUUCCCAUAGGAAUUGACAAAGCCCUGGAGAAAAUGCAGAGAGAAGAACAUUGUAUUCUGUAUCUUGGACCACGAUAUGGCUUUGGAGAGGCUGGGAAACCUGAAUUUGGCAUUGAGCCUAAUGCUGAACUUGUAUAUGAAGUUAUUCUUAAGAGUUUUGAAAAGGCCAAAGAAUCCUGGGAGAUGGACACCAAAGAAAAACUUGAACAAGCUGCUAUUGUCAAAGAGAAGGGAACAGUGUACUUCAAGGGAGGCAAAUACUUGCAGGCAGUGAUUCAAUAUGGGAAGAUUGUGUCCUGGUUAGAGAUGGAAUAUGGUUUAUCAGAGAAGGAAUCUAAAGCUUCGGAAUCCUUCCUGCUAGCGGCUUUCCUUAACCUGGCCAUGUGCUACCUAAAGCUUCGGGAGUACACCAAAGCUGUCGAGUGCUGUGAUAAGGCACUUGGCCUGGACAGUACCAAUGAGAAGGGCCUGUACCGGAGAGGUGAAGCCCAGCUGCUUAUGAAUGAGUUUGAGUCAGCCAAAGGUGACUUUGAGAGAGUACUAGAAGUAAACCCCCAGAACAAGGCAGCAAAGCUGCAGAUCUCCAUGUGCCAGAAGAAAGCCAAGGAGCACAACGAGCGGGAUCGCAGGAUAUAUGCCAACAUGUUUGAGAAGUUUGCAGAGAGAGAUGCAAAGGAAGAGGCCGGUAAGACAGUAGGUGAUAAGAUGCCAGAAGGGAUCCCCUCCAAGAAGAUGCAGGCUGUAGAAGAGUCAGUAAUGGAAGACAAGGACUUGGAAGACCAUGACGGCACAUUUCAUCUAUAAAGUAGAAGUCCCCGAAGCAUCUUUCUCUAAAUGGAGUACAGAGUGCCUAGAGGCUGCUUUACAGGGAAGAGAGACAAUAGUUUUAAUUGCCGCUGGGCUGCAAAUUUUUUCACCCAAUGCCCUGGGCCUGGUGGCCCUUACGGACACUGAUGGAAUGCUGGGUUUCCUGCUGUCCCUCUGCCGCUGAUCUUCCUAACUCCUGACCUGGACUCCAUUCCUGCCUGGCCUGCCAGUACAGACCGCUGCCUCACGUUCCUGCCUGCCCUGAUCUCUGCAGAAUUCCCAGCCCACCAGAGCAGACCACUUCUGCUGAUACUGCUGAAUCCUGAGAUUUCCGAGCGACCCCUGCCCUGACUUGCCGCAAUCUUUGGAGAGUUCUGCCACUGCUGCUUAAGAUUUGGUAUUGCCCCUCCCCCACUCUCUUGGUAAUGGCCUGCAUUCUAGCCCUCCACGUGUUUUCUCUAAAGGCCUGAUUUAGGUACCCCCCCCCCCCCAAGCUCUCCAUGUGGGAUUUUCUAAAAACUGACCUAAGCUUUUCUCUAGCCCCGAGCCUACACUCCCACGUGGGUGCGCUAGUAUUUACGCUUCAAACAGGAAGUAAAAUGACAAACUUUCUUGUGAUUAUUAAACUGAAACUCAGGGGAGUAAUGUGUUAGUUAAAAUUUUCCUCGGGGGUAUGUGUUAAGUUUUUUAUAAUCAUAAUGUCUGAAUUAUAAUCUAUAUUGCAAGUCAAUUUUUACUC